Messenger RNA from Brienomyrus brachyistius, 4520 nucleotides. RefSeq names its product guanine nucleotide exchange factor DBS-like. The record is from RefSeq and is a predicted model, not a curated record. The transcript has 30 exons. Bases 308 to 3769 code for a protein of 1153 amino acids. Lineage: Eukaryota; Metazoa; Chordata; Actinopteri; Osteoglossiformes; Mormyridae. Gene Ontology annotation, cellular component: cytoplasm. Gene Ontology annotation, molecular function: guanyl-nucleotide exchange factor activity. Gene Ontology annotation, biological process: intracellular signal transduction.
AACUAUACAUUAUAUUACUCUCAAUAUAAUGCUCCAAAGCUCCAUGUUUUAAUAGCAAACAAAUUCAUAAGGUUUAAACCUGUUGUGUCGAUUCCAGUAAGCAUUUGUCUACCUGACUCACCCUUAAUGGUUAAAAAGGUGAGCAAACACUAGUAAACUGAAACCUUAUUUUGAUUACUAUUUUGCUACGUGCAUGUUACAUGGGAAGCGGCGAGAGAGUUAAGCAGAACGUCUCCCAUGCAGAGGCGUGCGUGGACUCCCUUUGGUUAUGACACUCGCGUAGCAGCUGAGUGGGAGUUUCAUCUGCAUGGUACGCGCACGCAGAGUGUCCGCAGUCGGAGCAGGCUGCGCAGUGGACCGGGCACGGCGGAUGCAGGUGGAUGCUGGCCCAUCGCGGGGCUCUCUCCUCUCCCGGACAGAGGGCAAGAUGCCCCCGACCGAGCUGCAGCAAUGCCUGGACCGCGUCAUCAGCCGAGUCGAUGAAAUCAUGCAGCAGGAGGUGCGCCCCCUUCUGGCGGUGGACAUCAUCGAGCAGCUGCACCGCAGGUUCGCCGUCCUGUCAGGAGGAAGAGGGAAAGAUGGUGCCCCCAUCAUCACCUUGCCCGAGUGCUCGGGGUUCGGCGAGCUGCCGGAUCAAGACUUCCUGAACGUCAUCACCUACCUGACCAGUAUCCCGAGUCAGGAGGCAGCCAGCAUCGGCUUCAUCGUAAUCAUAGAUCGGCGGCGGGACAAAUGGACGUCGGUGAAAGCAUCCCUGGCGAGGAUAGCGGGGGCGUUUCCGGGAAACCUUCAGCUGGUCCUGGUUCUCCGACCGUCGCGCUUCUUCCAGAGGGCCAUGGCCGAUAUUGGAAUCCGGUUGCACCGCGAUGACUUCAAAAUGAAGGUAGUCAUGCUGAGCUCGCUGUCUGACUUGCACAUCUACGUGGACAAAGGGCAACUGACCACUGAACUCGGAGGGAACCUGGAUUACAGUCACAGUCAGUGGAUACACCAUCGGACAGCCAUCGAAAGCUUUGCAGCUGCCGUUAAGGUCGCGACUCAGAAGUUGCAGAAGUUUGGUGCCGAGCUCACUGGCGUGGAGCUGCCUGUGGACGUGCAUGGUGCUGAGGAGCUGUUGUGCGCUCACACAGCGAGACACAACGGGCUGCAGGAUGACCUCCAUCUGGCAGUAAGACAGGGAGCUACUCUGCUUUCCUGUAUCAGAGAAGCUGCAAACAAAACAACAAGUGGCCGUCUCAGCCCUGAUGAAAAAGAGAACUUGGAGACAGUGGAAAGGCUGGUUUCUCAGCUGGAUGAAACGAAAGCUUCUCUUGAGCGGUGCUGGUCCAAGCACCACCGGAAAUUGGAGCAGUGUUUGCAGUUCAGGCAGUUUGAGCAGGAUUGUGUGGAGGUGAAGAAGUCUCUGGAAGCUUGGAUGGAAGAGCUGGAUUCCAUCUCGGACGUCGGGAGCUGCAUGACCGGAGUGCAGGAGCAGCUUAGUGAAGUGAAAGCUUUGAAAGAGAGAGCUCAGGAGGCCUUGCAAAGGGCCCUGAGGCACGCUCUACACGGUGACUGGCUUAUUGAAAAUGGUCACUAUGCCGUCGACUCCAUCGAGCCCAAGUGCUCCGAGCUGAGGCGCGUUUGCGGUUACUUCUCUGAUGAGGUUAAGCGGAAGUGUGCCGUGCUGGAGAAGUUCCUUCGAAUCCACCAGCAAGUGGACAAGGUGAACAAGUGGUGCGAGUCAGGCAUGUACCUGCUGGCCAGCCAAGCUGUGGAUAGGUGCCAGUCUCAGGACGGCGCCGAGGCUGCCCUGAGAGACGUCGAGUCCUUCAUAGAGACUGUGAAGAAGGAGGAGCUGACCAGUUUGCGGGACCUGCAUGCCCAGUGUGAUGUCUGCCUUCCCGUGGAUCUUGAGGGAAAGUUGCAGAAGGCUUUGGAAAGGUUGGAUGAAGUCCAGGAGAUGUUUGAAAAGAGGCAGGCCAGCCUGAAGAAGUUGUCAGCCAAGCAAGCUAGGCCAGUUCAGCCAGUGGCCCCGCACCCGGAGUCCUCCCCAAAGCACCACCCAGCCUCAAAUCACAGGACGUCAGAGAUCCUGGGGUUUUCAAAAUUACCUGCUGACGCCGACGCCUCAAAAAGAAGAAACCUUCGGAAGACAAAAGGGGGCAUCAAGAUUGAAGUUAUGCAUGAAGCCAGCCAGGGGGGGUUAAGUCAUAUUUUGGUGGCCAGCGAUAUAGAGGAGAGUUUAUUCGACAGACGAAGACACAUCAUGAAUGAACUGAUUGAAACGGAACGGCUGUACGUUGAGGAGUUGCAAAGUAUCAUGGAGGGUUAUGUUGCCGAGCUUGAAAAAGCUGACUUAUCUCGUCCGAUACCAUCAGUGUUGGAAAACAACCAGGAUGUGCUUUUUGGCAAUCUCUCUGAAAUCUAUGACUUCCACAACAGAACAUUUCGGAAAGAGCUGGAAAAUUGCAUUGAGAAUCCAGAGUUAGUUGGGGCAUGCUUUUUGAAAAGGAAAGAAGACCUGCAGAUGUAUGAGAAGUAUUGUCAGAACAAGCCGCGAUCUGAAGCUCUCUGGCGACAGUGUGUGGAAUCUUCCUUCUUCCAGGAAUGCCAGAAGAAGCUGGAGCACAAGCUCUCGCUGGACGCUUACCUGCUGAAGCCAGUGCAGAGGAUCACCAAGUAUCAGCUGAUGCUGAAGGAGAUGCUCAAAUGCAGCACGAACUCUGAAGACACUGCCCAGCUACAGGACGCUCUAGCAACCAUGCUAGAUAUCAUCAAGUCUGUCAACGAUUCCAUGCACCAGAUUGCCAUCACUGGCUUUUCGGGGAACCUAAACAACCUGGGCAAGCUGCUGAUGCAGGGCUCGUUCAGUGUGUGGACAGAGCACAAGAAAGGACACAGCAAGGUGAAGGACCUGGCGCGCUUCAAGCCCAGGCAGAGACACCUCUUCCUUUACAGCUCCAUGCUGCUCUUCUGCAAGCGGCGUGAGGACUCCGCAGACAACCACGAGCGCACUCCGUCCUACAGCUUCAAGCACUCCCUGAAGAUGAGCGAGGUCGGAAUAACAGAAACCGUGAAGGGGGACAGCAGGAAGUUUGAAGUGUGGUGCAGUGGAAGAGAGGAGGUCUACAUCAUUCAGGCCCCUUCCACAGACAUGAAGAACAUGUGGGUAUCGGAGAUGAGGAAGGUAUUGACAGAACAACUGGAGGCCUGUAGAGAGGCCAGACAGCUGCACCAAAGGGUGACCGAUCACAUAUACCCCCCACUGCUGAAUGUGUCCAUUGUGAGCAGAGCCACAAGGAAGGCGACCUCGCGGAAGCUGGUGCCCUCUAGGUCCGAACCUGGAGGCUGUGGGAGGGGCCGCGGUCCAGGGGGCGAAUGGCAGCUCGGCGACCCGCCACGCAGGAGACACACACACACAGGACAGGACCACAAAAACCUGCGAUCGUUGGAAUUGGAGGACUUGGAGAUCAUCCGAUCGAGCACUGAGGAGCUCUCGAACACCUCCGAGGAGGAGACUGUUAGCAAAUACGAGGAUUGUUUUCGGGUCCAGAUGAUGUACGAGAAUGCGAUGGCAGCCCAGUACCUGACUGUCGGGCCGGGGGAUGUGGUGCAGUUCUUGGAGGAGGCGGGCAGUGGGCAGUGGCUAGUCAAGAACCUUGUUACUCAGAAGACGGGUCUGGUUCCGCCCAGAAUCCUGGGAGACUUUCACGAAUACAGUGACAUUGAUGUAUUCAGUGACAUGUGCAGCGCUGCUUUGACAGACACCGAGGAAACCGAUGAGAAAUAAGCAGCAGGACCCAGGCUGGCCUAUGGAACUUGAGGUCCUGUUUUACCUUCUGCAUAGUCCCCCUGCUGGACAAAGUGGGACUUGCAAGCACAAGGCUCUUCUGUAGCUGCUAAGCUCCUUUAUAAAUCCUACAAAGGACUACAAAACCCAGUGACCCAUUAAUGGCUCACUGCUGCCUACAGAUUAAGACUACAAGUCCCAGCUGUGCCUGCAUUGCCAUGUUCUCCAGCUCUGUAAAACAUGAACAUGCAACAGUGUCAACUGGCAGAAUUAUGAAAGUUGACCUGACCGGCACUUUUCUUUUUUUACUCUCAGUAGCAAUAGGAAACCUUUGCCAUAUAUUAUUAAUCAACUUUUAGAAAGGUAGUGGGGCUGUUGGUGGAUUUUAAACUUAGUAAAGCUGACUGGAUUUUAUAUACAAAGAUACCGUUCUCGUAACAACAAUGACAGGAAAGCUGGACUAAUUUUCAGUGCCAGUAAUAUGGUCCAGGAUGGGCCAGAAUGUACUUCAGCUCUCAGCUUUAAAGCAAACGAACGACUUUAAAAUUACUGUCCUACUGAACACUUUAAACUGAACGUUUAAUACAAUAGCUGCUUGAUGGCAUCCUUACUCGAACACAAAGCUUUAUAAAUGCAGUAUUAAAUUAAAAUUGUAAUGUUUUGAAUUCCAUAUUUUAAAUUAUACAGGAGCAGUUUUUCAUCGUUGUGUAAGAAGUCACCAUUGCUUGUAAUAAACGUAUCUAUACUCAAA